AUGGCUUUCAUGCAAAAAGAAUUCACCACCCCACCUCCCCUACCAAAACCUGGCACACCCCACUCGUCAACCCCAUGGAAACCUGUUGGCCCUGGGAUCUGGGAAUUACUUCUAAAUGGGGACACGGAACAUAAAUCUGUGCUACAAUGGUGGGAACCGAAUACCGCCACAACAAACGAGCCCAUUACGCACACUUUUAUUGAAGAGGUGUGUUUCCUGCAAGGUGGACUCGAGGAUCUUUCGCGGGAUCAGUCAUGGGGUGUUGGUGCAUAUGCCUAUCGUUCACCGGGCAUGCUACAUGGACCAUACCGGGCAUCUAAUGAGGGGUGUUUGAUGUUUGUGAAAGUCAUCCCUGCCGAGUCUUCUGGUUAG
Penicillium longicatenatum is the source of this 372-nucleotide messenger RNA. RefSeq lists its product as uncharacterized. The transcript has a single exon. Bases 1 to 372 code for a protein of 123 amino acids. The record is from RefSeq and is a predicted model, not a curated record. Lineage: Eukaryota; Fungi; Ascomycota; Eurotiomycetes; Eurotiales; Aspergillaceae.